GAUUCGUGGGGCUAUGACCGAAAGUACAACGCCAGAUUGGUUCCAGGUCUUAAAGGCAUUUACACACUUUCGUCAGCUGUUGUCGCUUAUUUUUUCGACUGUCUCGGGACCCAUGGCUUUCGUCCCUGGGCCCUUAGAAUCUGGCAAUUAGAGUCCUCAUCAAUCCGUCGAAGUUUGCCUCCUUUUCUCAUCGGCACCUCGGAACUGGGAGCACAUCUGCCGACGAUCCGGUAG
This is a messenger RNA of Protopolystoma xenopodis, 234 nucleotides long. The record is from the annotation of a GenBank genome assembly. NCBI's taxonomy places the organism in Eukaryota, Metazoa, Platyhelminthes, Monogenea, Polystomatidea, Polystomatidae.